Girardinichthys multiradiatus is the source of this 3305-nucleotide messenger RNA. RefSeq names its product ATP-dependent 6-phosphofructokinase, platelet type-like. Bases 148 to 2571 code for a protein of 807 amino acids. The transcript is spliced from 23 exons. Gene Ontology annotation, molecular function: fructose-6-phosphate binding; monosaccharide binding; 6-phosphofructokinase activity. The record is from RefSeq and is a predicted model, not a curated record. Gene Ontology annotation, cellular component: cytoplasm; membrane; 6-phosphofructokinase complex. Lineage: Eukaryota; Metazoa; Chordata; Actinopteri; Cyprinodontiformes; Goodeidae. Gene Ontology annotation, biological process: fructose 1,6-bisphosphate metabolic process; canonical glycolysis; fructose 6-phosphate metabolic process.
AGGAGGGGGGCGGUACCCGCUGCGGCCCUACAACUAUCUCCUUCUCUUCUGCCUCAGACACCCCCAGUGUUGUUCUCCGAUGGGCUUUCUGAAGAAUUCAUCUAAACCUUACUGACAGCCGCGAAGAGACCCCAAGCAGACUGAGAGAUGGCUGGAACGACGGGACCGAAGCGGCAGGACACCAGGAAAUUUUUCGAGAAUCUUUCUGGCGCUGGAAAAUCCAUCGCAGUGCUGACCAGCGGCGGAGAUGCUCAAGGUAUGAAUGGAGCUGUCCGGGCCGCAGUCCGAAUGGGGAUUUAUGUAGGAGCCAAAGUCUACUUUAUUCACGAGGGGUACCAGGGGAUGGUAGACGGUGGAGACUACAUCAAAGAGGCAACAUGGGAAAGUGUCUCCAGUGUGCUGCAAGUGGGUGGCACCGUCAUUGGCAGUGCCCGUUGUAAAGAGUUUCGGACCCACGAGGGACGUCUAAAAGCUGCUCAUAACCUUGUUCAUCGGAGAAUCACCUACCUUUGUGUGAUUGGUGGAGAUGGCAGCUUGACCGGGGCCAAUCUGUUCAGAGAAGAGUGGAGCGACCUUUUGAAUGAACUCCUUGAGCAAGGGCUCAUAGAUGAGGAGGCAGCCCGAAGUAAUUCAGAGCUCCACAUUGUUGGGAUGGUUGGCUCUAUCGACAAUGACUUUUGUGGCACAGACAUGACUAUCGGCACUGACUCCGCCUUGCAUCGGAUAAUUGAGGUGGUGGAUGCUAUCAUGACCACAGCUCAGAGCCACCAGAGGACAUUUGUGUUGGAAGUCAUGGGCAGACACUGCGGAUACCUUGCUUUAGUCAGUGCUCUAGCAUGUGGAGCAGAUUGGGUUUUUAUUCCGGAGAUGCCUCCUGAAGAUGGCUGGGAAGACAACAUGUGUCUGAAACUGUCCGAGAACCGUGCUGAUAAGAAAAGGCUGAACAUUAUUAUUGUAGCUGAGGGUGCCAUUGAUAGCCACAACAAGGCAAUAACCCCUGAUUAUAUCAAGGAUCUAGUAGUGAGCCGCCUGGGUUUUGACACCAGGGUUACUAUCUUGGGCCAUGUACAGAGAGGUGGAACUCCAUCUGCCUUUGACAGGAUCUUGGCCAGCCGUAUGGGCGUGGAGGCAGUGUUGGCAUUACUGGAAGCCUCUACCAACACCCCUGCCUGUGUUGUGUCUCUAGUUGGCAACCAGGCUGUCCGAUUACCACUUAUGGAGUGUGUUCAGAUGACUCAAGAGGUACAGAAGGCCAUGGAUGAGAAGAAAUUUGACGAGGCAGUCAGACUGCGCGGCAGGAGCUUUGAAAAUAAUCUCAGCACCUACAGACUGCUUGCCUCUCAGACUGCUCGCUCUGAACUUCCAAAUGGAGAGGAAGAGAACGAGGCAGGGGAUGAAGAGCAAUCUCAUAGCUCCUUUAACGUGGCAGUGAUGAACGUUGGCGCUCCGGCUGCUGGUAUGAAUGCCGCUGUGCGUUCUGCAGUCAGGGUGGGAAUUACAGAAGGCCACAAAAUGUUUGCUGUCAGCGAUGGGUUUGAGGGUUUCUACAAAGGACAGGUCAAGGAGAUUAAAUGGGGAGAUGUUGGAGGUUGGACUGGCCAAGGAGGGUCUCUGCUGGGGACAAAAAGGACUCUCCCAGCAAAACAUCUGGAUGAAAUUGCUGAGCAGAUGAGGAUCCAUAACAUCAAUGCUCUACUUGUUAUAGGAGGAUUUGAGGCCUUUGAGUCCUUGCUGGAGCUGUAUGAGGCCCGCGCCAACUACAAGGAGUUUUGCAUCCCCAUGUGCAUACUGCCUGCCACCAUAAGUAACAAUGUGCCGGGCACUGACCACAGUCUGGGAGCCGACACAUCGCUCAACGCCAUUGUGGAGACCUGCGAUCGCAUCAAGCAGUCUGCCAGCGGCACCAAGCGGCGGGUCUUCAUCAUUGAGACUAUGGGGGGCUACUGCGGCUAUUUGGCCACUGUGGGCGGUCUAGCUGCAGGUGCUGACACGGUCUACAUCUACGAGGAGCCAUUCGACAUCCGUGACCUGCAGGCCAACGUUGAGCAUCUGACGCAGAAAAUGAAGACGAGCAUUCAGAGAGGCUUGGUGCUCCGAAACGAGAACUGCAACGAAAACUUCACCACCGAUUUCAUCUACCAGCUGUACUCCGAGGAAGGUCGAGGAGUGUUCGACUGCAGGAAGAACAUUCUGGGUCACAUGCAGCAGGGCGGAGCGCCAUCUCCUUUCGACAGAAACUUUGGCACCAAGGUUGCAGCUAAAGCCAUACAGUGGAUCACGCGGACGCUCAAGGAGUCAUACAAAGAAGGGAGAGUCUUCACCAACUCAGAGGACACUGCCUGCCUGUUGGGGAUGCGUCGCAGGGCGAUGCUCUUUCAACCUGUAGUACAGCUCAGGGAAGAGACCGACUUUGUCCACCGGAUCCCGAAGGAACAGUGGUGGCUCAAACUCCGUCCUCUGAUGAAAAUCCUGGCCAAGUACAAGACAAGCUAUGAUGUUUCUGACGCUGGCCAGCUGGAGCAUGUGACCCGGGUGCGGCCCAAAGAGAGCGACACCGCGGCUGCGAUCUGAACCGCUGCUAGAAAAAAGCAUUACUCCCACAGGAAACUGGCUUCACCUUUCAGUGGCAGCUGCUCACACACUGAUUGACUGCAGAUAUAUUAGGAAAGAUUUUAAAGGAUAGAGGAAUUAUUGUAUGAGUAUGGGACCUUCAGAAGGAAUGUUCUAUUUUUUAGAUUACAUUUCUGGAGGGUAAUUUGGGAAGAGCUCUAUUUAUUUUAAGCAAGCUAACAUCUAACAUUGUGUUUAGAUAUCCAAAGUUACUAUAAAUAUAUGCACUACUCAUUAUGUACUGUAUUUAGGUUUUAGUGCCCAAAAUGUAGCCAUGUCUAAUUAUUUCUUGAGGCGUCUGUUUUGUGUGAACAUAUCGCAGCUGAUUAGAUUUGACUUUUAUCAUACCUUCACCCACACUCUGAACUGCAUAGUUAAUGUUAUCACUGGUCUGGGGGAUCUUGCGCACUCCUGAGAAUGUCCACGCGUCGGCUGUAAAAUGCUGUAAUCCUGAUAGCUUCACAGUGAGCAGGUCAUGUACGGUCAAACCUAAUUGCACAUCUAUGUCAUGUUGUUGCUUUGCUGCUUCCAUCCAUCCUGUGCUUUCUGUGUGUGCACCUUAUCGUGGUCAUUUAUGUGCAGGCUGUAGAAAUAGUUAAGCAAUGUGUUUGGAGAAUGGGUGAAACGACACAUUGAUAGUGUUAAUAUGAUGUGUGUCCUGGUACGGAGUAAAUAAAGCAUUUAUUGUGUGGAAA